AUGAGUCAAUCCCAUUCUAGUGGUCGUGCCGGUAGCGGAGUCCGAUCCCGAUUACGUGGGAUCAGAUCAUCUAGAUCACCAUCUGUCCAUCAGGAUCAGGUUGUAGUCGAGCCUCCUCGACUAGAUGUACCUUUCACGGGUGCGGCUUCACCGAAAUUCGUGAAUGAAGGUACAUCUAGUCACGGUGCAUCGCCAUCGUUGCCGGAGAUUAUAGCAUCUGCAGAACGUCGUCUCCAACCUCGUCUCGAUCCGGAUCACUCCCCCGGUUCUAUUUGGUUUGAUCGUAGCAAUGAAGUGAUUACGAUCGUCGUCAGCAUCUUUCAGUCGGACUUCAAAAGGACCGUGGCGGAGUCUCAUCCUGUCCCUCCAUCAGAUCUGCAACGUUGUCUACGCCGCUUAGAGGCUCGUCGUCCGAAAUCGCCUCAAGGACAGCAUUUAUCGGGUAAAGUGCAGACGCAUAAGACCUCCGUGGAUGUCGACGGCUAUCUACGGUCAGCUCGUCGCACAUUGGGAUUCAGAAGAAGGAACGGAGAAGAGUCAAAUCUUCUCAAGCAAUCGACGAUCCCGACCGGAGAUCGAACGCGCACCCCGACCCACACUGCAGGACAGAGAUCAUUUGCCCGAGUCAUCCAUGAGAUAACGCAGAAGGAAGGUGAAGAACCUUCUGCGUUGCGAUUGUUGCAGAAGACUCACCGUCGAGCUGACGGUACUUAUAUCAGCGAUCGCGUUCAGAAAAUCGAGGAUGCGAUUCAGGCAAAGAUCACCGAUCGUCUCUCCGAGUUAGAGGUUGUCCAACCGGAUGCCAAAGGAUGUAUCUACGGCGUGGUGGAAUGGCGACUCAGUUGGGUGGUGGUCAUCCAAUUGCAGCAUCGAUCGGUCGCCAUGUCGCACUGA
Molecule: messenger RNA, 894 nt
Organism: Tarenaya hassleriana
Lineage: Eukaryota; Viridiplantae; Streptophyta; Magnoliopsida; Brassicales; Cleomaceae
Exons: 5
Coding region: 1-894 (297 amino acids)
Source: RefSeq, a predicted model, not a curated record